Molecule: messenger RNA, 2664 nt
Organism: Oryza brachyantha (malo sina)
Lineage: Eukaryota; Viridiplantae; Streptophyta; Magnoliopsida; Poales; Poaceae
Product: O-fucosyltransferase 15-like
Exons: 10
Coding region: 257-2014 (585 amino acids)
Source: RefSeq, a predicted model, not a curated record
UCCCUGCUACGCCUACCUACGUUCUGCAGCUGCAGCUCGAGAAGAAUGCGUCCAAAUUUCACAACAAAAUUCCAAACUCCCCUCGCUAAACUAAUCCGCUAGACUAAUCACACGCCACGCCCUUCCUUUGCAUCUCUAAAUCAAGCGCGCACGAGAAUCAAACCAACUCCCUCCGCGAUUCCCCCCGCACUCCAUCCCACCGAGGCUUCCGCUCGCUCGAGAUCCAAAUCCGGCGGGGGCGUGGGGGAGGAGGGGGAUGCCCGAGGCCUCGGCGGCGGCGCUGCCGCUGCUCCCGUCGUCGCAGGCGGGAUCCCCGGCCACGUACGCGCCGCGGGGGAGGCGGCGGCGCAGGGGCUGGCGCCGGCCGCGGGGCCUGCUCGCGUGGGGCGCCCUGGUGGCCUUCUUCUUCGUCAUGAACUGGUGGAUGUUCUCCCGCCUCCAGGACCCCGCCGCGCGCCCGCACUUCCGCCUCCGCCGCCACCCGCCCCGCGCGCCUGCCGCCGCCAACGCGUCGUCGCUAUCCACUUUGGAAGAAGUGGGCGGUGCUGGAAAGGGCAAGAGACCUCAUCAGGUCAUGCUCACUCGCUUGCUUGCUUUGGCUGCCCAUGCAUUGGCUGAGGCAGAGACCAGGCCAGAACCCAAGGACUUGUGGAAAGAGCCCAUAAAUGCUACGAUGUGGCUACCUUGUUCUGACAAAAGGACUUGGGAAGCAUCAGAGGGAACCAAUGGUUACAUCAUGAUCAGUGCAAACGGUGGAAUAAACCAGCAAAGGGUAGCGAUCUGUAAUGCUGUUACAAUAUCUCGAUUGCUCAAUGCAACUCUUGUCAUCCCCAAAUUCUUGUACAGUAAUGUUUGGCUGGACAAAAGCCAGUUUGGCGAUAUAUAUCAGGAGGAUUAUUUUAUCAAUUAUUUGAAAUCUGAUAUUCGGAUUGUGAAGGAGCUUCCUGUGGAGCUGCAAUCACUUGACUUGGAGGCAAUCGGUAGCCUUGUUAAUGAUACUGAUGUCAUGAAAGAGGCAAAACCAAACUUAUAUGUAAAAAAGAUACUACCCAUUUUGCUGAAGAAUAGAGUUGUCCACUUUGUAGGAUUUGGUAAUCGUUUGUCUUUUGACCCAAUACCUUUUGACCUUCAGAGACUGCGUUGCAGAUGCAAUUUUCAUGCUCUUCGCUUCGUACACAAAAUACAGCAAACUGGUGCAUUACUUGUAGAGAGGUUGCAUGGUCAUAGACCCCAUCCAUCGCCUUUGGAGGAUAAUCUUUUGGGUCAUUUUACUAGAAAAUCUGUUCUCAAGGGGUACAAGAAUGAUCCAACGAAAUAUCUAGCUGUUCAUCUCAGGUUUGAGAUUGAUAUGGUUGCAUAUUCUCUGUGUUACUUUGGUGGUGGAAAAGAUGAGGAAGAGGAACUAGAGAUCUAUCGCCAAAUUCACUUUCCAGCCCUGACAGAACUAAGGAAGACAACAAAGUUGCCCUCUGCUGCUUCCUUGCGAUCUGAAGGCAAAUGCCCCCUUGCACCUGAAGAGGCUGUGCUUAUGCUAGCAGCUAUUGGUUUCAAGCGCAACACAAAUGUAUACAUUGCAGGUGCUGAAAUUUAUGGAGGUAGGCAUAGGAUGGCUGCCAUAAGCCGCCUAUACCCUGCUUUAGUAUCUAAAGAAACUCUUCUGUCUCCGGCGGAGCUUGAACCAUUCAGAAACUUCUCAUCCCAGUUAGCGGCCUUGGACUUUAUUGCAUGUGCAGCUGCCGAUGCCUUUGCUAUGACUGACCCAGGUAGCCAGUUCUCUUCCCUUGUCCAAGGAUAUCGCAUGUACUAUGGUGGUGGGGACCUUCCUACUGUUAGACCAAACAAGCGCCGGCUAGCCAGCAUACUUCUGAAGAAUGCCACUAUGGAGUGGAAUGAAUUUGAAAGUAGAGUAAGAAAACUCAUACAGCAAACUAAACAAGUUCAUGAGAGACCAGUUGCAAGGAGCAUAUUCAGACAUCCUCGAUGUCUUGAUUGUAUGUGCAGAACAGAGAACUGAGACGUUUAGGACUUUCUUGUUCCUAUAGCAAUUUUAGAAGGCAAUUUUGGUGCUUUGGCUGACAGGUUGGCUUACCCUUCUUUCCCCUAGCGUACCAUUGGAAUCAAAUCAGAAAGCGGGGUGAUUGAGCUCUCACUUCUAGGAGAAAAAAAAUUGCACUUUGUGAUGAUGGCUCUGGCAUUUGCUCAACUCCUGACCAGCAAUUUGUUUUCAAUUUCAAUUCCUGGCACUUAUCUCCUAUGUUAUGGUAUCAACAUCUGAAGUUUGCAUCCAAGCUGCAGUGCUGCCAUAUCUUUGCUACUGCUGACUUGUACAAUGCUGUUACUGUGGGAGUACACCAUCCACAUCUGAUCAAGAAAGAAUCAGUUUCAUUAUGCCGAGCAAGGUUAGCGGCGCCUUUCUAGUUUUGAAGGCUGUCUUAUUUGUAUUGUUAGGAUUUAUCAUUUGAUGACUCAGGCUGUGGGUUCUCAAAUCAUGUAUGUGGUUUUAUUCUCCAUUUAAUGAGUAAAGCGGCAAUUAGUUCUCUUCAUCUAUUCUUUAAUUGAUUGAGUAGUUUUGUAUUAUAUGAGCCGUACAUAGCAUUGUUGUAACUUGUAAAAUUAUACCAAUGGAGAAAGUUAUAAUCAACAGCAAGAGGAUCACUAAUUUCU